CACAGGUCUGCCACCGUGACGUCUACGCAAGUAUCUGCGUCGCGAGUUCUUUGUGCUUAAAAAUGUCAAGAGCUUAGAUAAAUUUAGCAAGUUUCAUGUAAAUAUGUAAAUUAUGUGGAAAUCCGUCGUCCCGCGACCGCCGAGCACCAUUUCUCGCCAGGCCGUGAAAAUGUUGGGCUUGUAAUUUUGGCAAUUUGAGGUACCUAGUUUCACGCCCACAGAUUUUGACAUAUCCCUCAAUAGAUGAAAAUUUACAUUGCUUUUAAUUCUUUGCUCUUUGGGCGAUGGUAGUAGUAAGUGGGAUCUGGGUGAAGAAUGUGGCCACAUACCCAACCCCCGCCAUCAAUGACAUGGUAAUGAGCAGCGAGAGCAAAAUGACCGCCAAAGCAGUGCUCAUCUGCCGACCGAAUUCUCACCCAUUUCAAGAACGCACCCUCACGCUCGACCAGCCCGUCAAGGUGGGCCGCUCGGUGGCGCGGGCCCGGGCCACAGCCACCAACGCCAUCUUCGACUGCAAGGUGCUGUCGCGGCAUCACGCCCUGCUGUGGUACGAGAACGGAAAGUUCUACCUACAAGACACCAAGAGCAGCAACGGCACGUUCGUCAACAACAACCGUCUGGCUGCCGAAACAGAACACCAUGAAGUCAGUUCCGGUGAUAUAGUUCAGUUUGGUGUGGACGUUAUCGAGAAUAAUAGGAAGGUUACUCAUGGGUGCAUUAUCGCGACGCUCAAGCUGUAUCUGCCCGAUGGGAAGGAGGCGAAGGCGAGUCCCAGCAUUGUUGAGAGCAACACACAUGUCGUGCCUUUAGACGAGCUGUACAAACUGCACCAAAUCAUCCAAGAAGCUACCCAACGGGAGCAAUGCUUAGAGACCAAACUCACAGCUCUUCAAAGCGUGGUGGACGAAGCACGAAAAUCGGCCGAAGAGAGUUGGCAAGCUUACGUCGGCGAAGAAAGAUUACUAUCUCGGGUUUCCGCCCUCGAGACGCAACUCCAACAAGCCGGGAAGAACUGGGGCGAAGACAAAUACAGGGAAGAAAUCGGAAAACUCCAAGACGAUAACGCCGCAUACCAAGUCGCAGCUAAAGAGGCCUUGGAAAAACUCCACGCCGAACGUCUGCAAGCUUUAGCCAUAGCAACCGAACAAGAGAGGUGCAGGAUAUCCGCCGAACAGGAAGCGUUACUAGUGAAGGAGCAGCUGGCGCAGGCGCAACAAGAACUGGAGGAGGUUGCUCAAAAACUGACAGAAGAACAGAAGAAGGCGAACGAGGAGAGGCUGCGAUUGGAGCAGCAGCAGUGGGACCUCCAGACGCGUUUAGACGCCGAAAUCGAAAAAGUGGAAAAGUUGCAAUUGAAAUUGGUGAAUUCGAUGUCGAUGAAGGACAACCCGAGUUUGUUUAGCGAAUUAGAUUUGGAUAUAAUAGAUAAACGGAUCAUUUACAACGAUGAUGAUCUGAAGACGAAAGAAGAGCUUUUGGAAAACGAAAUCUGCGAAGCGGAGAUGAAUAAGGCGAAUGGGGUGGAGAUGGAGCCGCAGAAUAAUCAUAUUAAUCUUACAGUUGCACCAGUCACUGCUGACGUGAUUGAUAAGACAGAGUGUGAAGAGAAGCCUCAUAUGGAAGCAAUUGUCGAAAACGAACACCUCAACCAUUCAUUAACCCAACAAAACACAAUCGUCGAAGACGAAAAAGAAGUCGAAAAACGUGUGACUUUUAGCUUACCAGAAGAAACUAAACUCCAAUCCCAGAACGGCCCCGACUCGCCCGAUAAGGACUCCUCCUCGGAGAACGAGAAAGACGAUUUCGACAGCGACGCGGUCGACUCGAAAACCUUAAAGUACAAAUAUCAGUCGGCGCAGAACGAGCUGAAAAAGAAAAUCGAAAUACUCGAAUCUAUAUUGGAGUCGAACAAGGCGAAGUUGACCGAAUUGGAGAAGGCGCUCAGUCAAGAGAGGCAAACGAAUAGCGUUCAGGCCGAGGAGAACCAGCUGAUGAAGGAGGAGCUGUCGAUUUUGCAGCAGAAGUGGAAGGAGGGGUGCAACGAGAGCCAGCAGCUGCGGGACCGAGUGAACGCGUUAGUCAAGGAGCUGGAAGAAGCGAAUAAAAAGGACCAAAAUGUAAAUACGUCGAUCAUAUCAAGUAGUCCGGUUAGUUACGAACAAUUAGUUAGUCUCGAAGAAGAGUUGGUUUUGCUGAAGGAGAGGUACUCGCAGAUUAGCGACGACAAGCUGAAGCUGCAGAACGACCUGUCGAGUCUGAAAGAACAAUACAAUAGGGUGUGCAACAGUUCGUACGAUAAAAUGUAUUUCUACAUAGCGCCGCUGAUCUUGAUGAUCCUGUAUCUGGUGAUAAGCGCGAUGAUUUCCUGAUUCACGGCCAUACUUUUGAUUUUCUUCUAUUUCUUUCUCGAGUUUUUAAUCAAAAUCAUUAAUCAGACAUAACUACGAGAUCUGCGCACUUCUUGGUGAAAGUACGGGUAGUUGAUUGUACACAUUGUUGAUUUGUUGUUGUAGAUAAGCUUUAAGUGAUUCUCUACUUUCAGCAAGGAGGUGCUUAAGAACGUUGAUAUUUGGUUAGAUCUGUGGUGUUGUCGUAUUUUUUAAGAUUCAAUCAAGUUUUGGUGGUUUCGCUUUCCGUUAUUUAUUUUUCUAACAAAUUAUAGACAAGUCUAAUCUAAGGGAACUUUGCCAUAAUUGUUUCGUAGAGUGAUUAUUUUGUACGAGGUUACGUUUAGUGGAAAAUGUGUGUUAUUCGCAAAUACUUGAAAGAUUGUGAUUUAAGCUGUACAAACAUAACUUGUUAUUUGCCAAAAUAGAUUUGUUUCCGGUGAAAUAGGAAAUUGGUUUUGUACAAUUUUUGUGUUAGAGGUCUGGCGCUGCGGGAACUUACGAAGCUCGCGGAGCGCCAAACUUAUAGGAAAAAAUGUAUUUUAUUUAAUAUAUUAUUUGUCCAUAGUAGAUGUAUAUAAUAACCGAUGCAAUGUAUUUAAAAAAUAAAAUAUGAACAAUUAAACAUU
This is a messenger RNA of Zophobas morio, 3016 nucleotides long. RefSeq names its product sarcolemmal membrane-associated protein-like. Bases 285 to 2369 code for a protein of 694 amino acids. NCBI's taxonomy places the organism in Eukaryota, Metazoa, Arthropoda, Insecta, Coleoptera, Tenebrionidae. Gene Ontology annotation, molecular function: protein binding. The transcript has 9 exons. The record is from RefSeq and is a predicted model, not a curated record.